CACUAAAAUCGGUUAGAUCAUCUUUGAUCCACUUCACAAGAGUUCUCGACCAGAGAGGUAGCCAGCAACACUUGAGAAAUUAGAUCCACUAGUCCGAAGACUUACCACCAAACAACAAUGAAAUACCUCUUUCUUUUGUGCCUGAUUCUUGGCAUCGCCUUGACACAAGGAGCCCCAGCCCCAGAGGAAAAGAAGGAAGACGAAAAAGACACUGGCGACUUCGAUGACGACGUUACGGACGAUGCUGACGAUGAAGACGAUGAAGAUGACGAGGAUGAUGAAGAUGAUGGUGAAGACAGCAGCGAGGGAGACGAUAUGGAUGAUACCGAUGAAGAGAAGAGGGACAAAAUCCCCAAAGAAAACGAUGAAACCAAGGAGGACAACCCCGAUGCCCCCGAGAAGAAGGAGGACGAGAAAGUCAACGACAAAGAAACUGAGGAAAAAGACAGCGACAAGGAGGAAGACAAAGAAGCCGACAAAGAAGACGAGGAGGACAAGAAGGAAGACAAGGAUAAGGAUGACGAUGAAGAUGAGUUGAGUGACGAUCUAGAUGACGAAGAUGAUGAAGACGAUGAAGAUGAUGGUGACGAUGAGGAUGACGAAGACGAUGAGGAUGAUGAAGACGAUGGCGAUGAUGAGGAUGAUAGCGAGGACAGCAGCGAGGGAGGCAAGAAGGAAGACGAGAAGAAAGAAGUGAAGAAAGAGGAAGACAAGGAAGAAGAGAAGAAGGAUGAUGCCACCAAGAAAGCAGAUGAUGAUGACGACGAUGAUGACGACGAUGACGAUGAUGAUGACGAUGAAGAAGAUGACAAGGCCGCCAAGAAGCCUGAAGUAAAGAAGGCGGAAGACAAAACCGCUGAUGCCCCUAAAGAGGAGAAGAAGACACAGUAAAAAACUUAUCUUGCUCCUUUCAACGCGACAUACUUAACCAAAUAUAACAUCUAUACUAUACAUCACACUGACCGGCGCAUUGUUAACACUUAAUAAAGCAGUUACGGAGGACUUUUACUUCACUCAUUCAAGAGUGAUUUUUUAGAUGAAACCUAGUUUGUAAAAUUAACUGGAAAAUGUUUAAAAUACCUUUUAACGAGUGAAUACAACGUGGCGCAGGGAGAUUAAUUUACUGCUCUGUGAUUCACAUGAUGAAUUCGCUUGUUGGAAGUUAUGUACCAGUCAAAUAAUGGGCUCAAUAAUAAAGAGUUAUUUUUGGAUUGACAUA
Molecule: messenger RNA, 1219 nt
Organism: Orbicella faveolata
Lineage: Eukaryota; Metazoa; Cnidaria; Anthozoa; Scleractinia; Merulinidae
Source: RefSeq, a predicted model, not a curated record